Messenger RNA from Hyposmocoma kahamanoa, 2400 nucleotides. Its product is annotated as zinc finger protein 660-like. Gene Ontology annotation, biological process: regulation of transcription by RNA polymerase II. The record is from RefSeq and is a predicted model, not a curated record. Lineage: Eukaryota; Metazoa; Arthropoda; Insecta; Lepidoptera; Cosmopterigidae. Gene Ontology annotation, cellular component: nucleus. The transcript has 12 exons. Bases 120 to 1997 code for a protein of 625 amino acids. Gene Ontology annotation, molecular function: zinc ion binding; RNA polymerase II cis-regulatory region sequence-specific DNA binding; DNA-binding transcription factor activity, RNA polymerase II-specific.
UAGUUUCGUGUGUCUACAUAUUAUCGAUAAUAUGGGAAUAAUACGGGAAUUCUGAAAGAUAACUAAUAUUUAAAUAACUGUUUAGUAGAACUUUCCAUAAAUGUUUGAGUGACUUGCUUAUGAAGACAAAUCUAAACCCGAAACAUAUCUUACAACAGAAAAUGGCUUCGACUGCAAAUGAUCUUUGCAGGCUUUGUGCGAAGAAACAUGACUUUUUAAAGGAUUUGUUGGAUGAAAAUAAUAAAAGUAUUUUGGACUUAAUUAAAAACUUUACGCAAAUUAAUGUGGUGGAAUGUGACAAUAUGCCAACCAAGGUUUGUAUUGACUGUGAAGAGAGAAUCGUCUCAUUCCAAUUGUACAUCUUGGAGUGCUACAAGGUCCAGGAUGCUCUAAGAAAAAUGUGCAUCGACACCUGCGACAAUUUUAUUAAAACAGAGACUGAAAUACAAUUCAACCUACCCUGCAUUAAGGCUGAAGAGCCUCAGGUCAAAGAUGAAUUAACUGCUGAGGAUAUAGUCAGUACAGGUGCAAUAACCAAUCAGACUGAAAUAUCAGAUUAUGAAGAAGAUGAAUUCCAAAACGAAGACAUUAAUCAAGACCUUGAAGAUGAUCAAGUUGCUUCCCAAGAAGACAGUGAUGUAGAUGAUAUAACAAUAGCUUCUCUCAUAGAGCAAGGGAAACUAAAAUCCAAAAAUAUAGAACUACCUGAAAAUAAGGCUGCUGAAUUAAAAGAUGUAUUAAACAAACCAAUUAUUAAAGUUAAAGAUUUAGUUAAAUUAAAAUGCCUCAUAUGUGAACAGUUAUUUAAAACUUGGUCUUCCCUUAGUGGCCAUUAUUACAAAUCACACAAAAGUAAAGUAGUAGUCUACUGCUUAUGUGGCUAUGCUAUCCAUUCCAAGACUGUCCUCUACAAGCAUGUCUCUGAUCAUAAACGCCAAACAAAGAAGAGAAUGAACAGCGAGCAAUCUGAUCAAGAUAGUUCUUCAUAUAUGUCUCUUAAAAUUAAAGACUUUAUUAAUUUCAAUUGCCCGGAAUGCCGCAAACCAUGUACGAGUUGGUAUAACCUGAAGGCUCACUGCGAGCGCCGUCAUACAAUUGCGCCAGUGGUACAGUGCAGCUGUGGGAUCACACUCAAGUCCAAGUCUGUUAUGUAUAAACAUGUUCAAGAUCAUCGAAACCCUAACAAUGAUUUGUCAUGUGACCAAUGCGCGAAAAUAAUGAAAUCUGAAGCAGCUCUGGAGAAACACAAAAUGAAACAUAUACCAAAAACAGACAGAAAAUUCCGCUGCUCUUCGUGCGACAAGGUCUUCCUUUGUAAGGAGGGUUUAAAGUCUCACGAGAAAUCCCACAUACCCAUUGAAGACAGAAAAGUAUAUCGAUGUGAUAUUUGCGAUUUGAGGUUUACAACGAAAUCGUCAGCAGCAUCUCACAAGCGUGUGGUACACGACAAAAUUAAGAGCUACGUAUGCGAUCUGUGCGGAUACGCUUGCGGCACCAACGGCGAAUUGCGUCAACACCGCGCUAUACAUAGCAACGAGAAGCCUUUCGUUUGCAAAAAGUGUUCUAAACCAUUCAAAACGUACUCGAAUCUCAAAACUCAUAUGGACACCCACGAGGACACGUCGUACGCGUGCUAUGUGUGCAACCGCGUGCUAAAUAGUCGACGAACGCUGCGCAAACAUCUGCUCGUGCAUGAGGACAAAUGCCGCCAUCAGUGUCCUUAUUGUUCGAAGGCUUUUAAACGCAGACAGACGCUAAAGGUACACCUAUACACCCAUACUGGUGACAAGCCGUUGUCGUGCAAGUGGUGCGACGAGCGGUUUUCGUAUGCGUCCACGCUACGCUCGCACCGGCUGCGCUGCCACCCUGACAAGAUGGCGGCCCAAGCCUGCUCCAACUACACCAACUACACACAAAUGACUUCACAAGAGGAUUACAUCAAAAGCGACUUAGCGGCCAUCGGCAUUACUAAAAAUGAAGUCGAGGCAGUGCAAUGAAGCAAUAAAUGCCUUGACGCAGUGUGUUAUUUCCACCAUCGAAAAAAAGAAAAGCAUGGGAUCCUGACCAGAUGAAAAAGGCAAUUGAAGCGGUGAGGGCAAAGGCCAUGGGGCUAUAAAAAGCUGUGAAAGCUUUUCAUGUACCGAGAUCGACACUAAAACGAUUAGUAAAGGACUCGGAAGAAUCUUUAGAGAUGCUUGUUCAUAAACCCCUUGGUAAAAAACCUAUCUUCCACUUGCCUUGGAGCAAAAGUUAGUAGACUACAUUUUAUUCAUGGAGUCUAGAUACUAUGGACUUACUAGAAUGGAUUUCUUCCUUUCUUCGAUUCUAACGACAGACGUGGAGAGGAGUGGAGUCAAUGUCAGAGUUGCAACUUAUGGGUUCGUACAUCAUGUGCAGGUC